CCGACUUACAUACUGUUGAACAUCGGAUGCAAGGCCGGUGUGCUAAAGCGGAGUAGCAUACAUGCUUUAUGCCACAGCGAAGCCUGCGCUUCAUGGAGCCACUAUAUACGUACCUACAUAUACCUUAAGAGACCUGGUUACCACAACUGCAUUGUCCUCGAUCGAUAUUCACAGACAGGGUCUUGAUACCACUUCCCCAUUCCACACGCCGUGAGAGCCAUCCUCUCACAUAACAACGCAAACAUGAUCAACAUGGAUCUUUUGACGCUGGACAUGGCCAAAUUCCAUGGUACCAAGUCGGAGCAGCGAGAGUUUUCCAACCAAUUUCUUCAGGGCCUGACAGAUGCCGGCUUCGUCAAGCUUGUCAACCAUGGCCUGACUGAGGAGGAUAUGACCAUGUUGUUCAAGCAGAGCGCUUCUAUGUUCACUCUACCGAAAGAGGAAAAGGAGAAGUUCGCGAAUGUGAAGGGUCCCAAGCCUCAACGAGGAUGGAGUCACCCUGGUGCUGAAUCGACAGCCACAUUGAACUUACCUGGGACGCGAGAGAUCAACGACACUACCAUCAGUAUGGACAUGGUCGACAACGUAGGCCGCACAGACUUGAAGGAGCACUUCGACAUGGGCCCUGUCGGCGACCCAGAGUUCCCCAACGUCUACCCCUCCAACUCUGCAGCCCCCGGGUUUCAAUCGUGGAUGGAGAAAUACUUCGAAAAAGGGCAGCAGCUAUCACUCGACCUGAUGCGAGCACUCGAGGUAGCCAUGGAGUUGCCCAAAGACGCCCUUGUGGACCGCUGCGAAGGCCAUGCGAGCGAGAUUCGCAUGAUCCACUAUCCAGAGACACCGCUGUCCAAGCUGGCGGACGGCAAGCUCAUGCCGAUCUGGCCACACACAGAUUUUGGCAUUCUGACGUUGCUGGCACAGGGCACGAGUGGUGGGCUGGAGAUCGAGGACAAGAAUGUACCGGGUGGCUACUUACCGGUGCCGUUGGUAGACAAGACCGAGCUGCUUAUCAACGUGGGUGAUACACUCGAGAGAUGGACAAAUGGGAGAGUGCAGGCCGGGCUACAUCAAGUGACCGUUCCAAGCGACGUCAAGGGUGAGGUGUUUCCAGAGCGUUACUCGGUCGCUUUCUUUUUGAAGGCGAAUCGAGCGACUUCUGCAGGCCCGAUCCCACUCUUUGUGCCGGAAGGGACCACGUCCAAGUAUAAGGAGAUGACUGCGCUGCAAUACCAUGCCCAUCGUACAGCCAUCAUGUAUUACUGAUUGAUGAUGAAGUGAGGACUUAUACAGGACGGUAGCCGCGUACUUGCUGAGUCAUUGAGAACCGUCUGAGCGCAAUGAGUACUCGCCGAAAAUGUUCCAAGGUUUCCAUAGAACAGGUAUGACUGAUCUUUAAAUAAACACCACGUGACCA
Pseudovirgaria hyperparasitica is the source of this 1414-nucleotide messenger RNA. RefSeq names its product oxidoreductase. NCBI's taxonomy places the organism in Eukaryota, Fungi, Ascomycota, Dothideomycetes, Acrospermales, Acrospermaceae. The transcript has 3 exons. Gene Ontology annotation, molecular function: dioxygenase activity. The record is from RefSeq and is a predicted model, not a curated record. The coding region runs from base 253 to 1263 and encodes 336 amino acids.